GUGUCGUUUCCCGGGGCGCCGGAGCGUUCUGCAGGGUACCCCCUCCCACCAGGCCGGUUUGGGCCUGGAGGGCUGGAGGUCCCGGCAUGCUUCGCGGCCGCAGGGUGGGACGGGAGCUGGAGCUGCCGGAAGCGCCUCCGGCUCUGCGGUCUCUGGUCCUUGUCUGCGGUGGUCGUGGGCUCCGCUCCACUCGUCGAGAUGGUGUGGGGACCUCCCGUGUUUUUUAAACUUCAGCCGCAGGAACUCUGUCUGGCAGAGAAGCGAUGGUAGAUGAGUUAAUAACACGGAGGGGAAAGCGAAGGAGGUAGUGGCUGCCUCUUGAAGGAUCUGUGCUCAGUGCGUGCCUACUUGAAGGAAAGGAGAUAGAGUUCGGUUGUGUUGGAGCAAAGACUAUCCAGAUCGUGGCAGGAGUAUUCUUGUUUUCACAGUUGAGGGCAGCAAAGUAAAGCAGGAUGUCCGUGGAUCCGAUGGCCUAUGAGGCCCAGUUCUUUGGCUUCACACCACAGACUUGCCUGCUGAGGAUCUACAUAGCAUUUCAAGACCACCUGUUUGAAGUGAUGCAGGCUGUUGAACAGGUUAUCCUAAAGAAGCUGGAGGGCAUCCCAGACUCUGAGAUUAGCCCUGUCCAAAUUCGUAAAUGCACAGAGAAGUUUCUUUGCUUCAUGAAAGGACGUUUCGAUAACCUUUUUGGCAAAAUGGAGCAGCUGCUUUUGCAGUCGGUUUUGUGUAUUCCCCCAAACAUCCUGCUUCCUGAAGAUAAGUGUCAGGAGACGCAUCCUUUCAGUGAAGAGAAAUUCCAGCUCCUCAAAAAGGAAAUCGAAGAGUUACAGGAGAAGUAUAAGGUCGAAUUAUGCACUGAACAGGCCCUUCUUGCAGAAUUAGAGGAGCAAAAAACUGUUAAAGCUAAACUCAAAGAGACCUUGACUUUCUUCGAUGAGCUUGAAAACAUUGGCAGAGAUCACGGAACUAGUAACUUUAGGGAGAGUUUGGUGUCCCUGGUCCAGAACUGUAGAAAACUCCAGAACAUUAGAGACAAUGUAGAAAAACAAAGCAAAAGACUGGAAACACGGUAAUUUCUCAGUAGUGAAAAGAGAGAGCAUGUAAAUAAGCAGCUUUUCUUUGAUUGCUCUUAGGUUUAAAGUCUUUUGGGGCUACUUACCUCCCCUCCUUUCCCAGGUUCCACACAGCGGAUCUUCUAGAACUGCACGCUCCGGUUCAGACUUCUAAAGCAGAGUUUGUAUUCAUCUGCUUUCCCCCUUCUGACAUUUGGGUUGACCAGCCUUGUUCUGGUAACGCCUCUAGUUCUUCUUUCGGGAUUGUACCCAUUCAGCUGUUAGGGGUGCUUUAGUAUGGUUUCAGGAGGCAGUGGAAUCCUGUGUAAGUCAGGCUAUAUAUUCAUCCAUUGAAUGUUGGAGUGCAGCCAUGAGGUACAGCAGGGACUAAUAAAGCAGAAAGGCUGGGCUGAGGA
Molecule: messenger RNA, 1468 nt
Organism: Peromyscus maniculatus bairdii (prairie deer mouse)
Lineage: Eukaryota; Metazoa; Chordata; Mammalia; Rodentia; Cricetidae
Gene: Mis12
Product: MIS12 kinetochore complex component
Biological process (GO): mitotic cell cycle; mitotic sister chromatid segregation; kinetochore assembly
Cellular component (GO): nucleus; MIS12/MIND type complex; chromosome, centromeric region
Source: RefSeq, a predicted model, not a curated record